Molecule: messenger RNA, 880 nt
Organism: Musa acuminata AAA Group (dessert banana)
Lineage: Eukaryota; Viridiplantae; Streptophyta; Magnoliopsida; Zingiberales; Musaceae
Product: CCG-binding protein 1
Exons: 3
Coding region: 63-728 (221 amino acids)
Biological process (GO): pollen tube guidance
Cellular component (GO): cytosol; nucleus
Molecular function (GO): mediator complex binding
Source: RefSeq, a predicted model, not a curated record
UUCCUUUUGCUUGCAUAAAGCUCUGCCUCGCCGAGACGAAGAGGAGGAAUUGGAAGACUAAGAUGCUCGGAUCGGUUGCUCUCCGAUCUCCGCCGCUCCAUUCGUGUCCGGCCUUCGCGCUGGAGGUCGCCGGGCCCGACCUCUCGUCGCGGUCGUCGAGGCCGACCCCUAGAUCGACCGUCCUCUGCGACGCGCAGCGGAGCCACGCGUCCAUCCCCAAGCUCGAGCCUUUCAGCAGGAGCCGCAUCGAGCGGUGGCUCAAGGAUCCGCCUUUCUUGCAGAAGACCAAGAACGACCUCAGCGAUUACUGCACAACGCUCGAAGGUGAUGAUUGCCACAGCUGUUGGAGGGCCUAUUUUGAGCUGAAAGAUCUUGAAGAGAAAUUGCCAAAAGAAGAUGUGGAGAAGUUUGUAUGGCAGGCUGGUGGAAUCAAGUCGCUGAUCGGCUAUUUGCAUGGCCUCACAGCAAUGCUAAAUAACAAAGAAAAAGAAAUUCCACAAGCAAUGCUAAAUAAGAAAGAAAAAGAAAUUCCACAACCCAAACCGGUAACCUCAGUUACCGAAAGAGAGAGACCUUUUCCUGUUCCUGAUGGAUUGCCCCCGACGGCGGAAGAGCUUGAAGAAGCCGAAAAGGCCAGAAUGCCUGAUUCUCCUUUCACCAAACUACUCAGAAGCAAAGGGAGGCUUCCUGCUUGGUACACACAAGCCCCAGACCAUGAGACCGAUUGAUUUGUUUCUGGUAUCAGCAGCUGAAGUAUGGCACGUGUACAUGCUAGUUUAGUCAUGAUCGUUGUUGUUGAGCAGCCGAGUGUGGCUUCAUCACUCUAUCUCUGUUACGUUAAUAAUGAACAGGUAAUGAAGUUACAAGAAAAGCUUAUCUA